Kuraishia capsulata CBS 1993 is the source of this 2211-nucleotide messenger RNA. RefSeq lists its product as uncharacterized. Gene Ontology annotation, molecular function: ATP binding; RNA helicase activity; nucleic acid binding. Bases 1 to 2211 code for a protein of 736 amino acids. Gene Ontology annotation, cellular component: nucleolus. The transcript has a single exon. The record is from RefSeq and is a predicted model, not a curated record. Lineage: Eukaryota; Fungi; Ascomycota; Pichiomycetes; Pichiales; Pichiaceae.
AUGGGUGUUGGAAGUAGCAUAAAACAGAAGUUUCUGAACAAGAAGAAACAACUGACUCCUUCGCAAAAAAAGGGGAAAAAGCAGGAGAAGCCCAAGGCAAAGAAGGCUACCCGCCGUGAGAUAAGAAAUGCUGAUAACUUGGGAUGGAAGAAGGUGAAUAUUCCUGACACUUUGGAUGACUUCGAAGGUUUCUACGGAUUGGAGGAGAUUGAUGGUGUUGGUGUGAAGAUUGUGAAUGGUCAGGUGCACUUUGAGGUGAACGAGGACAAGUCAGAGGAAAUAUCAGAGGAACGUGAAGAAGGUGCGGAAGAGGACGAAGAAGAACAACAAGAUAACAAGACAAAAGAGACCAAAUCACAGCCGAAGAAGAAAAAGAGUCUUGAGAAGACAAAUAAUGAGAAAAAGGAGAAAACUACUGACAAAAAGGGAGGUGACGUAAAAGAGGAAGCGGAUUUGGAACAAGGUACCUUCAACGCUCUAGACGACAUAGAGGAUCUAGAUCAGGAUGACGUUGACAUGCCCGAAUGGAAUGAUCUCGAGCUUUCGCUACCUACGUUGAGAUCUCUACAGAACUUGGGAUUCACCACGCCAACUCCCAUUCAAAAAGAGACAAUCCCAGUCGCCAUGCGUGGCCAGGAUGUCAUUGGUAAGGCCAUCACCGGUUCGGGUAAGACGUUAGCCUAUGCCCUACCAAUUCUUGAGAAGAUUGUCUCACAGAAGCAGACAGUAACGACCACCAAGAGCAAGCAUAUUGCUCCACCCACGGCAAUUGUUUUUGCGCCUACUAGAGAACUGGCCAAACAGGUGUACGAUCACAUACAGAAGCUGCUCAGCGGUUCGUCUUCGUUAGACCCCAAGGCUGUGGUGUCCAUUACAGGAGGAUUAUCCAUUUUGAAACAGGAGAGACUGCUGCGUUAUGGGCCUCAGAUUCUGAUUGUUACUCCUGGUCGUUUCUUCGAGCUACUGGAGAAGAAUGAAGAGAUAGCAAAAAGGGUCAGUCGUGCCAAAAUCUUUGUUUUUGACGAAGCAGACAGGUUGCUUCAAGACGGCCACUUUGAAGAGGUUGAGAAGACGAUCAAGACUCUGUCGAAUGUGAGACCCAAAGAGAUGGGCAAAUGGCAGAGUCUGGUGUUCUCGGCCACAUUUUCGAAGGAACUGUUCGGAAAGCUCGACAACCAGAACAAAAAGCCCAACAAGUCUGAAGAAGAUAAGGAAACCAUUCUGCUAUUGGCCAAGAAGCUCAAGUUCAAAGAUCAGGGUAAUGCUAGACUGAUUGACGUGAACCCCAUGGAGACCGUGAGUUCAAGAGUUACCGAAGCCAUGAUUCCAUGUGGACCUACAGAGAGAGACUUGUAUCUCUAUUACUUCCUACUGUUAUAUCCCGGAUCCACCUUGGUAUUCGCUAACAGUAUUGAGUCCGUCAAGAGAUUGGCCCCAUUUUUGAACAACCUGAACAUCCCAACGUUCUCGAUCCAUUCUUCAAUGAUCCAAAAGCAGAGACUUCGCUCUUUGGAACGGUUCAAGGAAGCUGCAUCCAAAGCCAAUGGGUCAACAGUGUUGAUCGCAUCUGAUGUGGCUGCCAGAGGUCUGGAUAUUCCCGGAGUGACCCAUGUGGUCCAUUACCAUUUGCCUAGAACAGCAGACGUGUAUGUCCACAGAUCCGGAAGAACGGCUCGUGCAGGCAAAGAAGGUGUCUCUUUGGUGCUAUGUACGCCCCAGGAAGCCAGUGGUUCCAUGAAGACCCUUUUGAGGGUCACCAAGCACAAAAAGACCGAGCUGAAGAUGCUUCCCGUGGAGAAUGACAUUCUGAGACAGCUGAAACCAAGAGCCACCAUUGCCACAGAACUUGCCGAGUCUGAGAUCUCCACCAUGGGAUUAAACAAGGAGAAGAGCUGGAUGUCCCAGGCUGCUGAAGAGUUGGGAAUCGAGGACUUUUCAGACAUGGAGGAGGACGACCAUGUCAAGAAGCAGAGAAAGAAGAGGGAGUGGAAGAAGCUUGAAAGACCAGACUUCAAGAGCAAGCGUGCGGAGCUAAGGCAGUUGCUCGCGGUGCCAGUGAGGAAGGAAGGAAGAAGAAGUUACGUCUCCAGCGGAUUGGUUAAUCUGGCGGACAUGGUUGUACGCGGCAAGACGCAUAAGGAUAUCCUAGGGUUUACGGACCAGGAUGCUUUGCACACGUUGACUACGAGCAAGAAGCAGAGAAGAAGCUAG